Juglans regia (Persian walnut) is the source of this 969-nucleotide messenger RNA. RefSeq lists its product as uncharacterized. The record is from RefSeq and is a predicted model, not a curated record. NCBI's taxonomy places the organism in Eukaryota, Viridiplantae, Streptophyta, Magnoliopsida, Fagales, Juglandaceae. The transcript has 2 exons. The coding region runs from base 1 to 969 and encodes 322 amino acids.
AUGGAAAAAGUGUGGAAGGUUGGUAAGCCCCUUGAAUUUCAAGAAAUUGGAGGUGAUUGCUAUGUGAUUACCUUUGUUAAUCGACGAGAUAAGUGGAAGGUGCUUGAUGGUUGUCCAUGGUUGUUUGACAGUUACCUUUUUGUUCUGCUUGAUUUUAAUGGUGGAUUGCAACCAAGCUUGUUUGAUUUUGACCAUGCGUACCUAUGGAUGUUAAAUCUACCAUUGAGUUAUAUGAAUAAACAAAUGGGGGAAUUGAUUGGGAGUUCGAUAGGGAAGGUUAGUGAAGUUGAUGUGCAGAAGGAUGGUUUGGCGUGGGGGAAAUGCUUGAGGGUAAAGGUGGAGUGUGAUCUGAGAAGACCUGUAGCCAGAGGCAGGACUAUCGCUGUGGAUGGAAGGAAAAUUUGGGUACCUUUUCAGUAUGAAAAAUUACCUAGAUUAUGCUUUAGCUGUGGAAGAAUUGUCCAUGGUAAGGAUGGUUGUAAGGAGAGUGAGGGGAGUGUAGUUGAUGAAGAAGAGAGGAAAGGGGAGGCUCAGGAGGAGGAGAGGGUUGAGGAGGCAUCUGAGGAGGGAAAAGGAGUGGAUGAUGUGCAUUCUCAAUUGUGUGAAAAUCGGGAGCUGCUUAUGAAACCUCAAGAAAUAGUGACUAUACCCACAAUUUGUGUGGGAAAUGAUGAUCAAGAGGUGAAUGAGCUGCAGAAGAACAAUUUGCUGACUGGGAAGUUAAGCUCCAAUGAAAUUGAACAAAACCAGGAUUGCACAAGAUCUUCACGAUGGAAGAGAAGGGCUAGAACUAGGCCUGAGUCAGGUAAGCCUUCUAGCAUAAAUUCUGGGGUGAAGAGAGGCACUGAGUGUGUGGGGGAUGGAGAUGAUAUGCGUAUGGAAGGAAAGAAAAUGAAAAGUUAUGAUGAUAUGGUCUGUGAUGAUGGACUAGGGGUGGUGACUGCUGUGCAGCACCACCUGGCAUUAUGA